AUGUCUGCUUCCAAGCUAUAUCUCGCCGUUGUCGGCGUCGGCGGCGUGGGGACAGCAUUCCUGUCGCAACUGGCAUCGCUCCCCUUCAAGCUUCGACCGACGUUGGUGUUCGUCUCCCGAUCCUCCAAGCAGCUAUACACGCCAUCCUACGACGCUGUGUCCGUCUCUGAUCUACAAGCGUCCACGUCAAAACUGCUGUCCCUGUUCGAACUGGUGAACUACCUGUCCUCGGCGCCAGGGAAGGCCAUCCUCGUGGACAACACAUCGAACCAAGACGUAGCCAACGCAUACCCAUCGUUCCUGCGCAAAGGCAUCAGCGUCGUGACACCGAACAAAAAAGCAUUCUCCGGCACUUUACAGCUAUGGAACGACAUUUUCGAUGCCGUCGAGUCCUCGGACGGCCAGGCACUGGUAUACCAUGAAUCGAGCGUUGGGGCUGGUCUGCCUGUAAUUUCGACGCUUAAGGAUCUUGUUUCCACCGGCGACCAAGUCACGCGCAUCGAGGGUGUCUUUUCGGGCACGAUGUCGUUCCUCUUCAACUCGUUCGCGCCGGCAGAUGGGACCGGUGACGGCAGCAAGUGGUCCGAGAUCGUGGCCAAGGCCAAAGAGGCAGGCUUCACGGAGCCAGACCCACGAGACGACUUGAAUGGCAUGGAUGUGGCUAGAAAAUUGACCAUCCUCGCCAGACUUGCUGGCCUCAAGGUCCAAGGUCCCGACAGCUUCCCUGUUCAAAGUCUUAUCCCUAAGGAACUCGAGAGCGCCAAAUCGAGCGAUGAAUUCAUGCAGAGAUUGCCCGAAUUCGAUGGCGAGAUGGAAGGAUAUAAAGACGAAGCGGCCAAGGCUGGAAAAGUCGUUCGCUAUGUCGGAUCAGUCGAUGUUGCUGCUGGCAAGGUGAAAGUCGGUCUCGAACUGGUCGAGAAGGGAACGCCCAUUGCCAGCCUUAGAGGAAGUGAUAACCUUAUCUGCUUUUACACGAAACGGUAUGGUGCGAACCCGUUGGUCAUCCAGGGCGCCGGUGCCGGUGGCGAAGUGACGGCCAUGGGCGUCACUGCAGAUCUUAUCAAGGUUGUCGAGCGGCUACGUUAG
Exophiala dermatitidis NIH/UT8656 is the source of this 1086-nucleotide messenger RNA. RefSeq names its product homoserine dehydrogenase. Gene Ontology annotation, biological process: aspartate family amino acid biosynthetic process; L-homoserine biosynthetic process. Bases 1 to 1086 code for a protein of 361 amino acids. Gene Ontology annotation, molecular function: homoserine dehydrogenase activity; NADP binding; aspartate kinase activity. The record is from RefSeq and is a predicted model, not a curated record. The transcript has a single exon. Lineage: Eukaryota; Fungi; Ascomycota; Eurotiomycetes; Chaetothyriales; Herpotrichiellaceae.